Cantharellus anzutake is the source of this 1341-nucleotide messenger RNA. RefSeq lists its product as uncharacterized. The transcript is spliced from 5 exons. Bases 173 to 1159 code for a protein of 328 amino acids. Lineage: Eukaryota; Fungi; Basidiomycota; Agaricomycetes; Cantharellales; Hydnaceae. The record is from RefSeq and is a predicted model, not a curated record.
CCAUAUUCCUCUAGUUUAUUUUAAUAAGCUUGUUUUUGCCUCUAUGCGCUGAGAUGAGAACUACAAAAACCACAUCCGGGACGCCGGGAACCGGUCGCCGAACGUGAUUCUGCACCGCCACAGGCAACCCAAAUAUUGCUUCAUUCUCAAAGCGAAUCUUGACACUUUCGAGAUGGGAAAACUCAAUAUCGCUCAUCACAAGUCAUAUCACCCAUAUAGACGAGACAACAUUGAAAGAGUUAGAAGGGACGAAGAAGAAGCUAGGAAGAAGGAGGAAGAAGAGGAAGGGCGCAUGCUACUUGCGGAUUCAGAAGCUCGGAUCGAUCUGUUGCGACAGCAUGCCAGGAUUUCCGACGGCCCCAGCUCAAAAAAACGGGAAGCUCGUCGGAAAGAUGAGGCUGACAUGAAACGGAUAUCUGAAGGCACUCAGGGACUCGUACGCUCGCGGGAAGCUGACGAAAUUACCAGUCUCACCACUCUAAAUGGUCAUAUCAAUCUUUUUGCAUCUCUUGAGACCGCCCUCACUAGUCAACAGUUGCAACUCGUCGAGAAGAAGAAAAAGGAGAAAGAAAUGGCGAAGGAAGAAGACAGAGGCGCACCUUUGGCUCCUGAUGCCAAUGAUCUGAAACCCUGGUAUAUCGACAAGGACCUUAAAGGUGGGAAGCAAAGGGAAGCAGAAAAGGAUGAACAAAUCCAUCAGCAAAGGGUAUUGAAAGAAAUGGCCAUUAAAUCCUCGUCAGACCCCCUAAAAUCCAUGAAUGCUCAUCUCGCCCGUCGAGCUGAAAUUCUUGAUUCAUCGUCAUCCAAGUCUGCAUCGAUAUCACAUGCACCGAAUCGAGCUGCACCAUCCCACAUCAUUCCUUCUUCCUCGGAUCCAUUUGUAAACGAACGCCUGUCACGGGAAUCGAAGGAAAGGGCUCGAGCCCUAGAACUUAUCGCUCGACGCAAACGUGAGAUGGAAGGCGAAAUGAGUAGUGUCGCCGCAACACCAAGGGAGUAUACGGAUGUAUACAACGCAAGGGAGGUGCAUGAAGCUCGUGAGAGCCGGCGGGGUGGCGCGUGGCGCGAUCGGAGAUGGAAUGAGGAUGAGGAUGAUGCUCGACGUACCGAUAGGAGAAGAGAUCGUUAUUCUGAUUCUGACGGGAGUAGACGUCGAUAAUACUCUUGACUCACGCCAGAUCUAUCGGACUUGCCGCAACCUAUGUUUCGGCUGUUCCAUUGCACCCGGCCAUGCCCCUGAUAUAUAUUGAACAAAGCGCCUCCGCCGAUCAUCUUUAGUCUUUCGAAUGCUGCCCUGGCGGUAUCAUCUCUCGACUGAUCCUCGUCCGACAAUCCCUUCAC